AUGUCGAGUGUGGUCCACGUUAUUGAUGUCAACUCGGGGAACUUACAAUCCUUGUCAAAUGCUAUAGCGUUUUUGGGUUUCCAAGUCCGUUUCAUUACCAACGGUAACGAUCCAGCUUUACAGACUUGUGAAAAAUUGAUCCUUCCUGGAGUCGGAAAUUUUGGUCACUUUGUGAAAGAGCUUCACGCGAGAGAGUUUAUUGAGCCUUUGAGAAAAUACAUCAAUUCAGGAAGACCAAUAAUGGGAAUAUGUGUUGGCUUGCAAGCCCUUUUUGAAGGCAGUGAGGAAAGUCAGGGCAUACGAGGCUUGUCAAUCUUACCUGGUGACUUAAAAAAGUUCAAUACAUCCAAAAAAAGUGUACCUCAGAUUGGCUGGAACUCAAUUUCUUUAAGACUCCCAUCCUCCUCGGAUGCCAACUCGUUGUAUGGAAUCAGCGAGGACAAAUUUUACUAUUUUGUUCACUCAUAUGCUGCCAUACGCACACAGGAACAAAUAGAUUCACUUGCUAAUGAGGGAUGGAGUUUGGCUCUUUGCACAUACUUCGACGAAACUUUCGUUGCAGCUGUAUCCAAGGACAACAUUUUUGCAACACAGUUUCAUCCUGAAAAAUCGGGCCUCGCUGGUUUGAAGGUCAUCCAAUCAUUCUUGAACGGUAACAGAUACUUCACGGUGAAGUUAGAAAAACCAGAUUUAUCCAAAAUAGAAAAAACUGAAACUGGUCUUACUAGAAGGAUAGUUGCUUGCUUGGAUGUCCGUACAAACGACCAAGGUGAUUUGGUUGUCACAAAAGGUGAUCAAUAUGAUGUCCGUGAAAAAUCAGAUGCGGGAAAUGUCAGAAACUUGGGUAAACCUGUCGAAAUGGCAGAAAGAUACUAUAGUCAAGGUGCUGAUGAAGUUACUUUUCUAAAUAUUACUUCUUUCAGAAACUCUCCAAUCAAGGAUCUGCCAAUGUUAGAAGUUUUAAGAUUGGCUGCUAAAACUUGUUUUGUUCCUUUAACGGUUGGUGGUGGUAUCAGAGAUGUUGUUGACCCAGACGGAACGGAACACUCUGCAUUAGAAGUUGCUUCCAUGUAUUUUCAUGCAGGAGCAGAUAAAGUUUCUAUUGGUUCUGAUGCCGUUCGUGCAGCUGAAGAGUACUAUGCCAACAACAAUCAAGGAUUGGGUACAUCUCCUAUUGAAACCAUUUCAGAAGCUUAUGGUGCUCAAGCUGUUGUCAUAUCUGUUGAUCCAAAGAGAAAGUAUAUUUCUGAUCCCAAAGAAUGUAAAUACAAAACCAUUAAAACAAGCGUUCCAGGUCCAAGUGGCGAACAAUAUUGUUAUUACCAGGUUACAUCUCAAGGUGGACGGAAAGUCCAUGAACUUGGAGCAGUAGAGCUUGCUUUUGCGUGUGAAAAAUUGGGUGCAGGUGAAGUCCUUCUCAAUUGCAUUGACAAAGAUGGAUCCAACAGCGGCUACGAUUUUGAAUUGAUUAAUAUGGUGAAAAACGCAGUUACCAUUCCAGUCAUUGCAUCGUCAGGUGCCGGUAACCCUCAACAUUUUGUCGAUGUUUUCCAAAACACAAAGACAGACGCUGCAUUGGGUGCAGGUAUGUUUCACAGAGGUGAAUACAAGGUGAGUGAUGUCAAAGAUUUCAUGAAGAAAGAUGGUCUUCUUGUCAGGAUUGAUGACACUCAAUUAGAUGUUUGA
This is a messenger RNA of Pichia membranifaciens NRRL Y-2026, 1686 nucleotides long. RefSeq lists its product as hypothetical. Gene Ontology annotation, molecular function: oxo-acid-lyase activity; imidazoleglycerol-phosphate synthase activity. Gene Ontology annotation, biological process: L-histidine biosynthetic process. The record is from RefSeq and is a predicted model, not a curated record. NCBI's taxonomy places the organism in Eukaryota, Fungi, Ascomycota, Pichiomycetes, Pichiales, Pichiaceae. The coding region runs from base 1 to 1686 and encodes 561 amino acids. The transcript has a single exon.